ACGCAAGCGAGUGACGCACAGCGCAGGGCGGUUGGCGAGGAGAUGGAUCCCGACCUUUUCCUUCGAAAGGUGUCUACAUUGCAGGCCGGCUUCCGAGGCUUCUUGGUCCGACGUCAAUUCCAGAGCCUUCGAGCCGAGUAUGAGGCAAUUGUACAAGAGAUUGAGGGUGACCUCAGCACUCUUCAGUGGACUGGGGGCUGGAUCCCCAAGCCCGUAUUUCUCCCAGAGCCUGGCACCCCCAGAGGUCCAAAGAGGACAUUAGACCCUCUGGAACUGGAGUUAACAACUGUGAACCACCGUAUGGGUGCUGGGAACUGAACCUGGGUCCUCUGAAAGAACGAGUUCCUUUAACUGCUGAGCCAUCUCUCCGGCAAGCUCCAAAAGUCUGUAGACACAGAGCCUUACUAGGUAGUCCGGGCUGGCCUUGAACUCAACGGAUUUCCUGCCUCAACCUCCCCAGAUGCUUGCAUUAAAGAUGUAUACUACCCCUUAGACUGGACUUGUUUUUUUCUGCCAAAAGCCUCAGUAGUCAUUGGAAGAGAAAGCAGGUUCACUUCCUCACCCGAAUCCCUAAUCCUGCCCACUUGCCCACUAGACUAUGGUUUCUAGACAUGGGGGAGGGGGGGGGAGAGCGUUAGCCCUGCAAUUCUCACCCCUUUCCAAAUUCUCAUAAGGCAAAAUCUCAUCAGUCCUGGAAAGCAGAGAAAAUAUCAAACCCAGAGCAGAAACUAUGGAGCCAUUCCCCACAUAAAGACUCUGAAAAAGAGCUCAUUUGGGAGGAGAUGGUGCAGAAGAAGACAGAAAAGAGCCCAGCAAAUCCAGGAAGUCUUUGCAGAGAUGACAGCGCCUGGCCGCAGGCUGAGCAGGGCAGGAAAGCCAGCCAGGGAAACAGCCAAGAUACCUCUGUCUCCAAGAUGGAAAAUGCAGACCUAGGAUUGUCCCAGAGCCAACAGGAGCUCCAGGAGCAGCGCAACCACUUAGCCAUGGAGCUGCUGUGGCUACAGCAGGCCAUCAACAGUCGAAAGGAGUACCUAAUUCUCAAGCAAACACUGAGAUCCCCAGAAGCAAGCCAGACCAGAGACAAGCACAGGGGACAGGCCUAUGAGAAGACCUCGUUGCACUCAAGCUGCGUUCUGGACAACCAAUCCUAUAGAGACAGGAUCAUAGGAGAGUCCCAUCAUGCAGAGGACUCCAGCCACAAGGGCAGAUUGAAGCCCCAGAAACACCCAGACAGUGUGACCAGUGCAGGUAAAACCACUGCUGGGUCUAAAGGCAGGGAGCUCUGCUAUAGGAACUCUGCAUCACAGCUGCCUGCAGCAUUAGAGAGCCAGGCUGGAGGGGACAGGGUCACCAAAGGGCCAGACCACGGAGGACAGCCCUUUAAGGAAACCUCCCUACAGCAGUUGAAAGUCCUAGAGGAUCAGAUCCCUGGGGACCUCAAGUUUAGGAGUCCUUGUUCUAGAAAGGCUGAAACACAGCUGCCCACUCUCUCUGAAAAUCAAAAUAUUGAGGACAGAUAUUCCAGAAAGCCAAGCCGAAGCGCUGGGCCCUGUGAUUUGAAUAUCUUAGAAGGCCACAUGAUUUGGGAUGAGACCUUGGCAGGGCAGGAACAAGGUAGCCUGGAUCUCAUUAGGACUAAACCACCCAAGAGCCAACCCCCGAGUGCUGGCUCUUCGGGCCAUGGAAAUACCAGUGAGCUUAGUCCAGAAGGAUGGAAAAACCGUGGAAUUCUGCAGUGGCGAUGAAGACCACUGGAGAACUUGUCUUCCUCAAGACAGGACUAGGGGAAGGGCAGAUACCGGAAAGCAGGAGCAUCAGGAAAGAUCUGGGGAUCCAGGAGAGGAAGGGUUCCCAAAAGCAGAUGCUGUGAAAAAUGACAAGGGAAGCAGGCCCUUGUCCUGCCUCCCUGGUACCACCUGUCUCCUGCCCUUGCCCCUGGCCAUCAGUAGAUCUCAGGCUAAGAGAAGCUAGAGGGCUGAGCUGGUACGAUAGGAGAAAGAAGGACAUGCCUUUUUACCUUCUGCCUGGGACUUAAACCAAAUUUCACCUCCUCUUGGGGUAAGUAGGGUGGGAGGAUCCUGGAGAAUAAAAGUUUUCCUUGGAUUCUUGGCUGCCAUGCAGGAGGAGCUGUGUGGGCAAGCCCUGGAGACGGCUGGCUCACCGUCUUGCUUGCUCGGCUGCCAUGGGUGUCCUCGGGUGAGGCAUGGCCCCAGAGACUUCGUCCCAGAAUUGCUUCUGGCUGCUGAUGUGCCACAUCGUGUCUGUCAUUGCCACACUCCUCACACACGUGACUUGGUGUGAGUGGACACUGGGAGACCCUCACUGCCUAUAGCUGCUCUGAUCACUUCCCAGUGACAGCCACCCCACUGGGCAAAUGUCGUGCAGAUCAACAUGAAGAUGAACUUUCACAAAUUAAUGCUGUUUACAUGAAUUAAUGACUAUAGAAAUGAUUCGAAUAAUUUUAGGAAGAAAGUUUAAGGAGGUGGUUUUAGUUGUUUUGCCAGGAAGACGUAAUAAAGUUAGAGUCAAGAAUAGCGAAUAGCGUGUACCCCCUCCUCAUAGAAUAUUAAAUAAAGGUUGCAUAAUAAAACAUUUCACGCCUUUAAUCCCAGCACUCGGGAGGCAGAGGCAGGCGGAUUUCUGAGUUCGAGGCCAGCCUGGUCUACAGAGUGAGUUCCAGGAUAGUCAGGGCUACACAGAGAAACCCUGUCUUGUUUCUCUGUGUAGCCCUGGCUAUCCUGGGGGUGGUGGGAAAAAGAGAAAUGGGCUUUGGACAGAUUUGUGAUCAAGGAAAACCAUUCAUCCUAGGCCAGGUCCAAGGAUGAAGCCACAGGUGAGCACUAGGAUAAAGCAAGGCCAUGGGAAACUGUUGCUUUGAACUUAUAAUGAGCUUGUAGAACGAAGCACUGCUUUGAACUGACUAUCAACAUCCUUCUGUAACUCCAUUUGUGUAAACUUUUUACCUGUGGGUAAUUUUAUAAAGAACUUUUGUCUAAGAAGGUAUAAAAAAGCUGAGAAAAAAGUGUGGCUGCUGGGGCUCUGCUCCACCCAACAAAUAUAAAUAUAUAUAUUAUGUAUAAACA
Mus musculus (house mouse) is the source of this 3083-nucleotide messenger RNA. It is a transcript of the gene Iqcc, whose product is annotated as IQ motif containing C. The transcript is spliced from 5 exons. Lineage: Eukaryota; Metazoa; Chordata; Mammalia; Rodentia; Muridae. The coding region runs from base 783 to 1745 and encodes 320 amino acids. The record is from RefSeq and is marked validated.